AGCGGUUCCGGGGCAGGCGGCGCCGGCCGGCGAUGAGCUCGGAGCGGGGGAACGUGUCGCGCACGCGGCCCCAGCGCCACCAGAACGCGCGCGCCUUCAAGAACGACAAGUACGACACCAGCACCCGGCGAAAGAAAAUAAAUGCUAAGCUUCAUGAUGGAGUGUGUCAGCAUUGCAAAGGUAUCUUGGAGUGGCGAGUAAAAUUCAGAAAGUACAAACUACUGACAAAACCUAAAAAAUGUGUGAAGUGCCUCCAGAAGACUGUAAAAGAUCCUUAUCAUAUCAUUUGUCGACCAUGUGCUGGUAAACUAAAAAUCUGUGCUAAGUGUGGGAAACAAGAAGAAAUAGUAAUUCCGAUUGAUAAAGGACAAGACAGAACUGAGAGUGAGACUUCUAAAAAUGGCCAAGAGACCAGUAAAUUGAAGGAUGAGCUGGAUUUUGAUACAAAAUUCAGUAGUGCAGACAGUGAUGAAGAUUCUGAUGUGCUUGAAGAACGAUUAAAAAGGUUAUUUUGUAUCAUCUUCCAACAGACACAGCUCUGUGGAAGUUCCUUGCCAUCAUGAGAGCUGAUACAGCCUCUGACUGUCAGCAACAAGAUAUUACUCCAGGUUAUUCCCAGGAGAAGGAACAGAAUCGAUGCCAGAACCGUAAAACAAACUGCUCUGCUUUGUGGGUCCUCCUUGAGGUUGUACUGCACGGGCUUCAUCAGACCCAGGGGAAGCUGGUAGAUCAGCUUCUCAGAAACAACAACCCCAUAGCACCCCCACUACCAAAACCCUGCCAUGAAAACCCAACACAAAGUGGUAAUGCUUAUGAGAUGUGUGUGAAAUGAAAUAAAGCCAUGGGUCUUGGGAGAAAAGAUGAAAAGGCCCUACAAUGUGUUUUAUAGUACUGGAGAAAGGUGGAAUAAUCCCAAACCUUCUGUAUCCAAGGGAAAACAAGCCCCAUGAAACCAGACAAUUUCUAUUAUUUUAAGCAACAGCAGAUUUACUAUUGCCUACAUGACAAAGAUUUUUUAAAUCUCUCUGAAAAUAGCUAAUAUCUCAUUCUCCAAAGAAAAUAACUCUUCAGUUGCAGCUUAGUCUUUCUGCCAAUAAGUUAGUGAUGGAACCUUCCAGAAUGGUAAUUCUUGUACUUGCAUUAAUUAGAGAAAAGUCAUAAUACAAUCUUUAUGUUAUAAAACUUAUGCUUUAAAAAGAUCACAAGAAAUUUGUCUAGAGAAUGUCUAGAAAGACUAAAAAGCUAUUGCCAUAAUCUACCCAUUUUAGGAAAUUGUUACCUUAAGAUUUAAGCCAUCACAAAACUGCAGUGACCAGAACCUCUGAGCUAUGAUUUUUACUGUGUUUCAGCAGGAAGUUUUCCUCAAUUUCCAGUUUUUGUACUAUUAACUGCUAUAGUUACUCUGUAACUAUAUGAGUUGCAUUUGGUUAUUAGUAGUUCUGAAACUAUGACUUCUCCUUUCAAGAAAGAAUUGCAUUUUGGGUCACCACAUCUAACUAGUUGCUUCUUUCUUAUCCUCAUGAUUCCACCUAAGGUCUUCAGGACCAAUUGCAGGUAGAGGCUGCUGUAUUACUUCAAAAAAAUCACAUCAGACACACUCCCCCCCCCAAAAAAAACCCCAAAAAACCAAAAAACAAUACCUGAAAUGAAACAAAAUGAAACCCAAAACAAACAACAAACAAACAAAACCAAAACCAAAACAAACCCAAAAACAAGCAAACAAAACAAUAACAUCUCCCCAUCUCCUGCUGUAGCACUUCCCCAGGACACUCAGAAUGAAUCCUGUUGUGCAUUCUUUUCCCUUGCCACUUUGUGCCAUUAAUGAGAACAGUGUGUGGUUCUAGAGGAAUGGUAAUGCAUAUGGUUUAGUCUUUAAAUGGAGAAAAGGGCCUCUGUCAAAUAUCUGAUGGUGUCAAGCAGGGCUGUCCAGCCAAGUUUGUCCAAAAUGCCAUUUAGUGGCAGAGGGUGGGGGGAAGGUGGGAAGAAGGGGAAGAGGGUGUGGCAGAAAACAACUUGUGAGUAUGGAAGUGCAGAAGUUCACACAGCCUGCACCUGCCUCUCUUCAUCUCUGUAGUGUUCAGCUGCCACUGUAAUGCGCAUGGAAAUUAUUCCAUAUAAUAAACCUAGAGCUUUAUCAUAA
Parus major (Great Tit) is the source of this 2140-nucleotide messenger RNA. It is a transcript of the gene CZH9orf85, whose product is annotated as chromosome Z C9orf85 homolog. Bases 33 to 563 code for a protein of 176 amino acids. NCBI's taxonomy places the organism in Eukaryota, Metazoa, Chordata, Aves, Passeriformes, Paridae. The record is from RefSeq and is a predicted model, not a curated record. The transcript has 5 exons.